UUUAAGUUUAGUUAAUAACUGAAAAGAUAUAUGUAUCUAUAGCUUUGUGAAACAGGCAUUUUUGUACCUGUAUUAAUAGAACUUAAAUACUGGGGGAGUAAAUAAAGUCUGAUUUGAUGUACAGAGAAGGAAAGAGAAAAGCAAAUCCAUUUUCUAGUGAGAGAAAGCUAAUGCUAUGCAGCGGUGCUGAGUUUAAAAGGGUUUGAAUAUGAUGUGCGGGUUAAUCGAUUUGAAUACCGUGGACAAUGAAGACGAGACGGCGUCUCCGUCUGGUUCUCCGACGUCGUCGGCGGCCUCCGGGAACUUUGAAUUUUCCGUUCCGCCGUCGUCCGCCGCCGUAUGUAUGGAGCUGUGGCACGCAUGUGCGGGGCCGUUGAUUUCCCUGCCUAAGAAAGGAAGUGCCGUCGUUUACUUUCCUCAGGGACAUCUCGAACAACUCCGGGAGCACACCGCCGUUGCUUAUGAUCUCCCCCCGCACGUGUUUUGUCGCGUUGUUGAUGUUAAACUCCAUGCCGACGCUGCUAGUGAUGAGGUUUAUGCGCAAGUGUCGCUAGUUCCAGAUCAGCAGAUUGAGCAAAACUGGAGGGAAGGCAUGAUCGAAACUGAGGUUGAAGAUGAAGAUCCUGAAGGCAUGGGAAAGUCGAUGACUCCCCACAUGUUCUGUAAAACUCUGACUGCUUCUGAUACUAGUACUCACGGUGGCUUCUCUGUUCCUCGUCGUGCUGCGGAAGAUUGCUUUCCUCCCCUGGAUUAUAAGCAACAAAGACCUUCGCAGGAGCUUGUUGCCAAGGAUUUACAUGGAGUCGAGUGGAAAUUUCGGCAUAUCUACAGAGGUCAGCCUCGAAGGCAUUUGUUGACUACUGGAUGGAGUGCUUUUGUCAAUAAGAAGAAGCUGGUGUCUGGAGAUGCUGUACUAUUUCUAAGAGGUGGUGAUGGAGAACUGAGGCUUGGAAUUCGUAGAGCUGCGCAAGUUAAAAGCAAUGCUACCAUCCUCCACCCUAACAGCAAUCACUUCAAUGCUAGUAGCGUUGUUGCUGUUGUGAAUUCCAUUUCCAUGCGAAGUACUUUUAACAUUUGCUAUAAUCCAAGGGCCCAUUCCUCCGAGAUUAUUGUACCUUAUCAUAAGUUCUCCAAGAGCCUCACACAUUCGUUUUCAUGUGGAAUGAGGUUUAAAAUUCGUUUUGAAACAGAAGAUUCUUCUGAACGAAGGUGCAGUGGCCUCAUUAUUGGGGUUAAUGAAGUGGAUCCUGCAAGAUGGCCUGGUUCUAAAUGGAAGUGUCUACUGGUUCGAUGGGAUGACAUGGAUGUCAAUCGCCUUAAUAGGGUUUCCCCUUGGGAGAUCGAACUGUCUGGUUCAGUCUCCGGAUCCAACAGCUUUGUCUUACCAGGCAACAAGAGAGGUCGGGUCGGCUUUCCGCAUUCUGCAAAACCAGAUCUUCCAGUUUCGAGAGAUGGGAACGAAGUUUCAGACUUUGGUGAGCCGCUAAGGUUCCAGAAGGUCUUGCAAGGUCAAGAAGUAUUUGCUUUCAGAACUCCAUACGCCGGAGCGGAAGCUUCCAGGCACCACCAAUCCGAUAUGCGGUGCUACCCUGGUCUCAGCAUGAGGCAUCUUCAUCCAGAUUCCUUCGACACAAGUGUCUUAGGUGAAUCCUUUCAAUUCCAGAACAAGGUCUUGCAAGGUCAAGAAACCAUAUCCCUAUAUGGAAGGGGCCCACAAGCUAACCACCAUACCCCCCAGGUAGAUAACAACGCUGCUAAUAUAAUCAACGGAGUCCAGGUGUCAAACCAUGGUAAUAGCUGGUCAACUCUCCCCCAAGUCUUCAACUCUAAUCCUCACCGUUCAUUGCCUUUUCAAUUCACACCAUCAGCGAAUCAUGGCGAUCAUGGAAUGGUUCCCACCGGGGGCAAGGAAGUGGCUUUCCCACAUAGGCCCGUUCCGACUCAGCAAUUCUUUAGAGACAAUGAGAAUUUCGUUUCGAUGUGUAAGAAUAGUUGCAGGCUCUUUGGGUUUCCGCUGACUGAGGGGAAAAUUACGACAAUGGGUAUGGGGGAAAAUGCAACCGCAUCGUCUGGUUCUGCUUCCGCGUACGGUGUAAGAGACCGGCUUCUUGAUAUAGCACUGUAAGAGUUUGGUUUUUAUUGGAGAAGAUGUGCAUUGGUGCUUGUUGAACAAUGGCUGUUGAUUCUGUAUCUCCCAUGUUAUUUUAUUUGUUUAAUUAAUGACUAUGUUUGAACACCAGAAUAUGUAUGUAUUUUGUAACUGUGAUUUUGUAUCUCUGUUGGAUAAAGUCAACCCGGUUUGUUGAAUUUGAAAUCAGCUAAUAAUAUUGCUAAUUACAUGCUU
Messenger RNA from Erythranthe guttata (spotted monkey flower), 2344 nucleotides. NCBI's taxonomy places the organism in Eukaryota, Viridiplantae, Streptophyta, Magnoliopsida, Lamiales, Phrymaceae. The record is from RefSeq and is a predicted model, not a curated record.